AUGUUUCUUUAGCGUGAAUGUAUCUCAAUCCACGUUGGACAAGCUGGAGUACAGAUUGGUAAUGCUUGCUGGGAGCUGUAUUGCUUGGAACAUGGCAUUCAGCCCGAUGGUCAAAUGCCUUCCGAUAAGACUAUCGGAGGUGGCGAUGACAGCUUUAAUACUUUCUUCAGCGAAACUGGUGCAGGCAAACAUGUACCACGAGCAGUUUUCAUUGAUUUGGAACCUACUGUUGUUGAUGAAGUCCGCACAGGCACAUACCGUCAGCUAUUUCAUCCAGAACAAUUGAUCACGGGCAAGGAGGAUGCUGCUAAUAAUUAUGCUCGGGGUCACUACACAAUUGGCAAGGAAAUCGUUGACCUCGUCCUAGACCGUAUCCGAAAACUGGCAGAUCAAUGUACUGGAUUACAAGGUUUCCUCAUCUUCCAUUCCUUUGGAGGUGGCACCGGCUCAGGAUUCACAUCUCUCUUGAUGGAAAGAUUAUCAGUCGAUUAUGGAAAGAAGUCUAAAUUAGAAUUCGCUAUUUAUCCUGCUCCUCAAGUCUCUACCGCCGUGGUUGAACCAUACAACUCCAUCUUAACUACGCAUACCACGCUCGAACAUUCCGAUUGUGCAUUUAUGGUUGAUAACGAGGCUAUUUAUGAUAUCUGUCGUCGUAACCUGGACAUCGAGAGACCUACAUAUACCAACUUGAAUCGCUUGAUCGGUCAAAUUGUUUCUUCGAUCACUGCCUCCUUACGAUUCGAUGGUGCGCUCAACGUCGAUCUAACUGAAUUCCAAACCAAUUUAGUACCCUAUCCAAGAAUUCAUUUCCCGCUGGUAACAUACGCACCGGUUAUUUCUGCGGAAAAGGCGUAUCACGAACAACUCAGCGUCGCAGAAAUUACAAACGCUUGCUUCGAGCCAGCCAAUCAGAUGGUAAAAUGCGAUCCACGACAUGGAAAAUACAUGGCUUGCUGUAUGUUAUACAGAGGUGAUGUUGUACCUAAGGAUGUAAAUGCCGCUAUUGCCACUAUCAAAACCAAACGUACGAUUCAAUUUGUUGAUUGGUGUCCAACUGGAUUCAAGGUUGGAAUAAAUUAUCAGCCACCAACUGUCGUACCCGGUGGAGAUUUGGCCAAGGUACAACGUGCGGUCUGUAUGUUGUCCAACACGACGGCCAUUGCCGAGGCAUGGGCACGUCUCGAUCAUAAAUUCGAUCUUAUGUAUGCCAAGAGAGCAUUCGUUCACUGGUACGUUGGUGAAGGUAUGGAAGAAGGUGAAUUCUCCGAAGCACGUGAGGAUCUUGCAGCUCUCGAGAAGGAUUACGAGGAAGUUGGUAUGGAUUCUGCGGAAGGUGAAGGAGAAGGUGCUGAAGAAUAUUAAAUUCGUAUCUAAAAGAAAAAUUUUCGUUUGCUUAUAGAGCGUACAGGUUUUUCCUUAUGCAUGUUCAAUCCCACAGCAUUUGAUCGAAAGAUACAAAAAUAAAAGCAAUUUAAAAAACAAUGAA
Messenger RNA from Vespa velutina, 1486 nucleotides. Its product is annotated as tubulin alpha-1 chain-like. Gene Ontology annotation, biological process: microtubule cytoskeleton organization; mitotic cell cycle. NCBI's taxonomy places the organism in Eukaryota, Metazoa, Arthropoda, Insecta, Hymenoptera, Vespidae. The record is from RefSeq and is a predicted model, not a curated record. The transcript has 2 exons. Gene Ontology annotation, molecular function: structural constituent of cytoskeleton; GTP binding. Gene Ontology annotation, cellular component: microtubule; cytoplasm.